Molecule: messenger RNA, 5984 nt
Organism: Cherax quadricarinatus
Lineage: Eukaryota; Metazoa; Arthropoda; Malacostraca; Decapoda; Parastacidae
Source: RefSeq, a predicted model, not a curated record
UCAUUAUUGUUAACAAUUUAUUAUUCUUUUUUUUUUAAGAUGUUUCUAUAUAUAAAUGAGGAAUCUUUAAACGUGAUUUAAUUCAACCUUCAUUCAUCUAGAGAAAACAUAUUAUUACUAUACAGAAAAAAAGUAUAAUUUGGACUACUGUUUAAUUAUGGAGGACCAUAUAAAAAAUCUGAUUUUUGAAAGAUAUGCUCACAAAGUGAAAGAUGAAUCAUACAAGGAUUUUAAAAUUUUAGUUAUGAAAGAAAAUAAGACGGAUUCAAAAAACGAUUUAAAAAAAAAUAUCGAAGUUGAUAAAAUAAAUUCAAAAGAGAUUACAAAUAUUAUAGUUAUUGAUAAAUCAGGUUCUAUGAGAUCUUUUUUAUUUCUGUUCAAAGAUGCUUGGAAUGAUAUAAUUUCACCAGAACUGGAUAAUAAAAAAUCAAAUAAUAUAAUAUAUACGUUUGAUGAAGAGAUAAGACAUGUAAAAACCCUAACCAAGGAAUCAUCAAGAUUACCUCGAAUUAUUGGAUAUGGUGUAACAAAUUUAUAUGGAGCAAUUCUUGCCACGUAUGAAGAAAUAAAAAAGUCGGAGACGUUAAUAACUAACAUAUUUUUCAUUACUGAUGGUGAACAUAAUUUGGGUCUUAGAAUAAGAGAUGACAGUAUAGAUUUUAAUUAUGUGUGUGAAAUAUUAAGAAGACCUGAAAAAAUAUGUAAUUUUUAUUUGUUAGGCGUUGGAAUGAACUUUCCAGUGAUAAUUUCUAUAAACCUAAAAAAAAUUUUACAUACUGGAAAUGAGAAUAACGAAUCUUUUAUUUCGUUUCAACAGGAAGAUGUAAAUGAAGUCACAGAAAAACUUCAUAAAUUGGCAUCAACGAUAAAAAAAAAUAAUAUUAUAACAAAAUUUAGAUUAAUAAAAGAUCCCGGCUUUUUACUGCCAGAUUUUAAAAACGGUAGAUUUGAUUUUGCCGUGGAUAAUUAUAUAUUUAUGCCACACAAUAACAACUGUAAUUUUAUAGAAGUUGAGUUUUUAAAUAAAAAAGAAAAUAGUAAAAUAGCAAAAAAAAAUAUACCAGUAAUAGAUAAAGAAAUGACCCUUAAAGAUCUACAGAAUCUAGUUCCGCAAUAUAAUACUACUAUUGUAAAUGAACUUUAUAAUAAAUUGAAAAUCUCAUUAUUAUGCCAAGAAUAUAGAGAUUUACUAACUCCAACUUUUUGUGAUUCAUUACUAAGGUUAUUACUCAUUCUAAAAAAUAUAGUGAACAAUUUCAUGUUGAGUUAUACAAAUACUAAAGAAAAAAGAAAGUACGAAAAUCUCUGCAAAAAAAAUAAAAGGAUUAAAAUUAUUCCAAAGGAUGAAAAAGAUGAAAAAUUUAUUGUAACAAAAAAGAAUAAUGAAGAAAAAAAUGAAAGACUCACAAUAAUGAAAAGAAUGAAGAAAUUGUUGCAAGAAAAAAAAGAUGAAAAGCUUGAUAAACAAAAAAAUGCAAGUGAAUUUAAUGUAAGUGGACUUUAUGAAAAUUUAAUAUUAUCGAUUGAAAAAAUUGAAAGUAUUAUAAAAGAUGGCAAAUUAUUUAAUUCGUAUAAUAUUGUCGAGUCUAUUCUAGAAUCUACCAUUAGAAUGAGCGGUAAACUAACAAAAAAAGGAAUGAAACUAAAAGGCGAUACUGAUGAAAAAUAUGCAAAAGACAAAGAAAAAUUUAUAAAUAUUUAUAGUGCCUUAAAAGAAAAAAUAAAUAAAUUUGAUGCAUUUAAAGAAAAUAUAAAUUGUAGAAUAACGUUGACCUCAACAAUUUUAGAUAUGCAAGAUCCUGAAUUCCAAAAUUUGUUGCAAAAUACUUCAAAAUUUAAUUUUUUAAAAAAUUUUACAAUUACGGGAAUUCCUGCUAAAAUUUUUAUAACACCGAGAUUAUUAUUAAAUCCGUGGGGGUUGAAAAUAUUAAACAUAGUAAGUGCACCAUAUGAUAUUUUAAGUCAAAUUGCUCUUGAAAAUUCUUUAAUUAAGUGUGCUAAAAGUCAAGCAGAUGAAAAUUCAGAUAUAGAUUUUGAUUAUUCAGAUUUUGAAUCUGAUUUUAAUGUUCCUGAAAGAAACUUUACUUAUUAUUUUUCUAGUACACUUGAUGAAUUUGAUGAUAAUGAAUUUGCUUUGCCUAAUAUUAAUUCUUUUCAUACAUCUAACAUUCCUAUUAAUCAACAAUUGCUUGACAUAUCAGAUGAUCAAAAUAUUUUACUUGACGAAUUGAAUGAUAACAAUAUUUUACUUGAUGCAUCAGAUGAUCAAAAAUCUUUGCCAGAUAUAACAGAAUCUACAAGUUAUAAACUCUGGAAAUUAACAGAGAUUCUAAAUAAGAAUAUUAAUGAACAGACUUAUGCGUCUAUUAAUUGGAACAGUGAUGAUAUUCAAUAUAAUUCAAUUAUACCUAUUUUUUCUGAAAAAGUCAUUGAAGUAAUUGGCCCUUUAAUUAAUACUGAAAUUUUUGCAAGACUAAUUACUUUUUCUGUAAUUAGAAAUCCAUUGGUUAUUGAUUAUAAUAUUCAUAUGGCUAGUCUUUGUUCACUUUGGUUCAAAUUAAUUUUUUAUAAAAUAGACUUUCCAAAUCAAAAAUCCUUUUUUCAGAGUAAAAUAAAUGAUGUCAUUCAUACUGCAAAAAUUUAUAAAGACAGAAUGCCGUAUAAAAGAAUGUGGAUGUUAAUUUCAAAAGCAGAUACUCUCCCAAAAGCCUUUUUAACAGAAUUCACACAUAUAGAUAAUAAAAUAUACAGAUGUGAAACAUUAUCAAAAGUAAUGUUUCUUACAUAUAUAUAUUGUAAAUUAAAAGAACCUUUUGAAUGUGUUGAUAAAUUUUUAGAUUCUAUGGAAAGUGAUUCAGCUUAUAGUUUUGAUAGUCUUAAAAUUUCUAGUGAUGUGGAAAAUGAUUAUUUUUCAGAAAAUAUUGAUCAUAGCGAAAUUCUAGAUGUACGAUUUGAUUUAAAAAAGUAUUUCAAAUAUUUAUUUAUUGAAUUUUUAGGACGAAAUUUUGAAAUUAAAAAAAAUAAAUAUCCAUAUUUAACUUUUUUUACAGAAAUAGAAAAUAUUAAUCUUGAAAUAUUUUUUAGCAAAAUAAAAAGAGAUUUUAAAAUAAAUUGUGAAGAAAUAUAUACAUUGACUACCUAUAUAGAGAAAAUUAAAAUUUUUCUGGAUUUAAAAGUAUACGAUUUUGUAAUAACUAUUGUGGAAAACGAAGAUUUUAUUAAAUACAGCAAUUUUUCUGCUCUUAGAAAGAUAAAAAAAAUAAACUAUAACUUAUCAGGAGUCAAUUUUAUAAUUAUAGAGAAAUUUUUUGCAGAGAUGGGCAUAGAAAAAGAAACUCUUUAUGAUCAUACUACUUAUGCAAUUUCAGUAGUUCAAGCAAUAAAUAAUACAAGUUCAAAAGACCGAAUGUUAACACCAUUACAAGCAUACGAAGAUUGCAUUCCUAUUAUUGAAAAAGAAGUAAAAAAAGAACUAAAAAAAUAUAUAGUUGAAUCUGAGGCACACAAAAAAUUUAUUAAUACUUUAACAGAAAGGUGGAUUGAAUUUUAUGAUAAUAUACAUGAUCCUAUUAUUAUAAAACCUAUGAAAAUAGAUGAAGUUGUUAAAAAGGCAAAGGAAUUAUAUUAUACAAAUUUAUCGGAUGAAAUAAUCAAAAAGAAAUUUCAAUAUAAUGAACAUACUGGAUUAUUAAGAAAUGCUUGUCAAAAUGAAAAAUGUCCAUUUUUUCUUUAUCCAAAUAAUUUUUAUAACGAACAUGCAAAAACAGAAAGGAGAAAACGUAAUAACUCAAUACAAUUUCCUCAUUCUUUGCAUCUUGUUUCUCGCAUUAACAAAUUAGAAAAUGAUACAAUAAAAAGCGAAGAUAAAUUAAAAGAUAAUGGGCUCAGUGAAAAUAUUAUAACUUAUUAUAGAAACGAUAUUAAAAAAUUACAAGAUAUUUAUAAAAAUGAGUUUUAAUUAAUAAAAUUUUUUUUUGAUUACUUUAUUGUAUAUUAAGAUCUGUUUAUUUUGUUGAAAUUGUUGUGUAUUGCAUAUUAAAUUUCAUUCAAUUUUAUGUCUCUAUCUUGUUGCAAUUAUUGUGUAUUGCAUAUUUUUUGUAUUUCAAAGAUUUGUGUCCUUAUUAUUAUGUAUUAUUACUAUACAUUUUAUUAUACAUUUAUUGUACAUUCAUGGGAAUUACAAAAUUUAAAAUUUUAUUGCAUUUUAUUAUAGUGUGCAUUAUAAAUGUAUUUAUGUAUGAUCUUAAAAAUUUUACUAUAAAGAAUAAAAGAAAUAUUUGUUAAGUUGCUUUUUUUUUACUUUAUUAAUAGAACGAGGAAAAAAAUGGUAUUUUCAAUACUGCUAUUUAUAUAUAGUCGUGUGGAAUUAGAAAGACCAUUCACAUUUGGACCAUUACAUAAAUCACAUUAAUUUUAUAGAUAAAAUUUUAUUAAACGGAUAAAAUGAAUACUGCUACAUCAAGAAAGUUUUUACAUUAUGACAGCUUAAAAUUUGAAAAAGAACGUUUGAAAACUUUUAUAAAUUGGCCUAUAGAAUGGCUAAAGCCAAUUGAUUUAGCACUUGAUGGAUUUUAUUAUCUUAGAAAAGAUGACCAUUGUGCUUGUGUUUUUUGUCGAGGUAUUGUAGGUGAAUGGGAGAAAGAUGAUAUACCUAGAAAUGAACACAAAAAACAUUUUCCAAAUUGUCCAUUUAUAAGAGGACUGCCUGUUGGAAAUAUUCCAAUGAAAUUUGAUAAAAUAUUUGACGAUAAAUAUUUAUCGUUUGUUUCUAACUCACAAAAUAAAAUGGUAGAAAUAGAUAUUUGUGAACCUAUAAAAUAUACAUUAUAUCUACCUCAACAUAAUAGUCCUAGACGAACAGAUUACUUAAUGUAUGAAGAAAGACUAAAAAGUUACGCUCAAUGGUCACAAGACAUUAAGCAAGAUCCUAAAAAAUUAGCAGAAGCAGGAUUUUUUUAUUGUGGUUUGAGUGAUCACGUACGAUGUUUCCAUUGUGGAAAUGGAUUACGUAAUUGGAUGCCUAAUACCCUACCUUGGAAUGAACACGCUCGUUGGUUCCCAGAAUGUACAUUUUUGCUUCUAAUAAAAGGGCAAGAUUUCAUUGAUAAGAUUCAAGAUGAAGUAAAAGUUAUGGUUGACGAAUCAGUGGCAUCAUUAGAUAGUUGUUCAUCUAUAAUUAAAAUCAGUAAAAGUGAUUUAAAUGAUUUAAUGGAAUUAGAUAUUAUGCAAGCUGUUAUUUCUAUGGGAUUUCCACAAGAUAAAGUAAAAGAUGCUCUAGAACGAAGAAUUGAACAAACUAAACAACCAUUCUUCGAAAUUAAAGAUUGUAUUGAAAAAACUUUACAAUGCAUGGAAAAAGAAUUAUAUAAAAAUAAAAAUUCAGUUCAAAAUAGAGAUAUAUCUAUUAUUGAAAAUAAAAAUUUACAUCAAAAUAAUGUUGAAGAUACUGAAAAUAAAAAUUUACAUCAAAAUAAUGUUGAAGAUACAUCUAUCAUUGAAAAUAAAAAUUUAUGUCUAAGUAAUGGAGAAAUAUCUGUUAUUGAAGAUAAAAAUUUGCAUCAAAGUAGCAAUGUUGAAAACAAAAAUUUACAUAAAAAUAUUGAAAAUCCAUGCGAAAAAUUUAAAUCAGAAGAUAAAAUAGAAAAUGUCUGUAAAAUUUGUAUGGAUUUAAAAAGAGAAAUUGUAUUUUUACCAUGUUUUCAUAUGAUUUCGUGUUCUUUAUGUUCUACAGUAUUAGAACUAUGUCCAAUUUGUAGGAAACCAAUAAAAGCCAUAAUAAAACCAAUUAUAUCCUAAGUAUAUUUAACUUGUAUUUUUUUUUAAUUUUUGAUGCUAUUCAAAUGGGCAACAUCAUAAUCUACAGAACCUUCCAAUAAUAACAUUUUUAUAGAAUUACAAAAUAUGGCAUUAUCCAAAAUAUCGGAAGAUCUUAUUUUCUUAUAUUUAAAUAAUAAAUUUUCGUAGCUAAUAUUGUUUAAUAUAAU